CUAAACAAGAUGGCGCGCACAGCCAAGGCCACACCUCGUCUAGGCCGCAUCCGUGUCACGUGGCGGGGCAGUGCCGCGCGACGCCGCGGAGACCGAUUCGCCGCGGUCGUCUCCGCGGCCGCUCGCGGUUCGGUGUCACCAACGCGAAGGUUCCACCUCGGCCGCUCGCCCUCGCCCGCAACUCACUGGCGGCGCCUGCUCGUUCCUGUGGGCUCUGCCCUCGCCUAGCGCCGUGGCUGGAACGCGUUGUUGCGCUGACGCGAAUCGGCGCCGCUCCGAUCGGCGCUCAGCUGCGCGGGACUCGACUUGUGGGCUGAAGGCAGCACAAGGAGAAGAACUAAUAACAGCAUCGCGAAAGACGGGGGAGAGUCACCCACCCCGUGAGAGACAAGACGGGAGAGUCACCCACCCCGUGAGAGACAAGACAGGGGAGUCACCCACCCCGUGAGAGACAAGACAGAGGAGAGUCACCCACCCCGUGAGAGACAAGACAGGGGAGAGUCACCCACCCCGUGAGAGACAAGACAGGGGAGAGUCACCCACCCCGUGAGAGACAAGACAGGGGAGAGUCACCCACCCCGUGAGAGACAAGACAGAGGAGAGUCACCCACCCCGUGAGAGACAAGACAGGGGAGAGUCACCCACCCCGUGAGAGACAAGACAGGGGAGAGUCACCCACCCCGUGAGAGACAAGACAGGGGAGAGUCACCCACCCCGUGAGAGACAAGACAGGGGAGUCACCCACCCCGUGAGAGACAAGACAGGGGAGAGUCACCCACCCCGUGUGAGACAAGACAGGGGAGAGUCACCCACCCUGUGAGAGACGAGACGGGGGAGAGUCACCCACCCUGUGAGAGACAAGACGGGGGAGAGUCACCCACCCUGCGAGAGACGAGACGGGGGAGAGUCACCCACCCUGUGAGAGACGAGACGGGGGAGAGUCAUCCACCCUGUGAGAGACGAGACAGGGGGAGAGUCACCCACCCUGUGAGAGACAAGACGGGGGAGAGUCACCCACCCUGCGAGAGACGAGACGGGGGAGAGUCAUCCACCCUGUGAGAGACGAGACAGGGGAGAGUCACCCACCCUGUGAGAGACGAGACGGGGGAGAGUCACCCACCGCGUGAGAGACGAGACGGGGGAGAGUCACCCACCCCGCGAGAGAGAAGUCAACCCUGAGUCUCAAUACCAGGACAGCCUGCCUCACUGCAGGGUCAACGCUACGAUAGUCAACCCUGAGUGAGUUACCCCAAGUCACCACACAGGAGCUUAACGAACUGUUGAGAGUCGCUGCCCCAUGAGGAGGGGUUCCCCACGGCGCCGCGAGGGGCGGUGAAGCUUUGGGGUUCUGGGAAGAGUUGUCUCAGGAGUGAACCACGUGGAUACCGAAUGUCCAGGAAUGAGCAAUCAGCAGCAGUUUGCAGAUAGAGGUGAGCAAGAGGAAUGCCAUGACGAGGCAGCGUGUGGCUUCAUAGUGACGCACCACCACCACCACCGGGCAGCCUCCACGGAGGACAAUGCAGGUGACAUGGAGGAGGGAUUGGACACUAAGUCCUUGGAUAGAGGCACUGGUCGUCUUGAGGAGCCUCGUGUGGGUGGGAUGAAAGAUAACAUGGCAAACAGAGACACAGAGCCUGCUGGCAGCGCUGACCUUGCUGUGCCUGCUGCCGCUGCUGCUACUACUGGUGGUCGUGAUGGUGUUCCUUCUCCUGAAAUUGCUCCAUCCAUUUCUACUGCCUGUGUGAAUACAGACACUCCCACUUCUGAGGAGUCAAACAUGGACACAGAGCCUAAGCAAGAGAAGACUGAAAGUGUUGGAUUACAGAGUGGGCCCAUUAAAAAAUGUGAGAACUUAGGCCGUGCGGGUGAUGAGAAUGAUGUGGGGUUACCUGGGCUGACUGCCUCGCUGCAGGGUCUUUCGCCCGGCUCGUUUGGUAGCGAUGAUCAGGAGGAGUUACAUUUUAACCUUGCGGUUAACGUGGAGACGGUGAGCAGGGCGACUUGUCAUCCUGUUGCCCAGCAGAGGAUGUGUGAGAUUAACAACGCACAACGGGAUGAGGAAUACAACACUGAAAAUGUGGACCACGUCUCAACUCCAAAUACUUGUGGGAAAGAGGCAGUAGAUCAGUCAAUUGAUACAGCCUUUCAAUCCAAGUCACGCAAUGCGAGGUGUAGUUUAAAACUUGAUUUGAAUAAUGUAACUAAUUUACAUGAAUCUCAGAGUAUAGCAUCUGUUGAAUGUGAUAUACUGGAGGUAGAUUCGCACAAUGUAAGUUACCAAUUGAAAUGCCCCGAAGGUGUGGAUCACGACAGAUUAAAUCACAACAUGGAUACAACAGCUGUGGCAACAUCCGAAGGUGUGGUUUGUAGUGUACAUCCCAUUGAACAUGAGGGAAACACUAGACAAAUCUCAGAGCCCACAGUGCACAUUGACGAGGACAAAGACAAUGCACGAUCCUUUGCAAAUGCAACAAAGGGACAUAAUAACACGACAUCUGCAGAAGCUACAGUUGCAUUGGAGAUCAACCGUGGCGUUAAACAUUCACAAACAGCACAAGAUGUUUUGCAAGACAGGACAGGGCACACAGCUGACAACGCGCACAAAGUAAAGGAAUUUGAGUCGUUAGGACAGGCGCCUCUUCAGUCGAUGUACGACUCGACAGAUGUGGCCGUUGCAGACGGCAGUGCAGAGAGGCAGGGCCUAGGCAGCGUAGUUUGCGCAGGCGAAGACGUGGCAAAAUGGAUCAGCCCCGCCAGUCGGAGGCUGCGAAUUAACCCCUUUAAUAACAUCCCCGAAGCCGAGCUCAACCUGGAGAUCUGUGAAAAUCACUUUGGAGAAUCUGGUCAUGGCCCCUCGAGUGGCGUGCCGGGCACCCGUCAGCAGCACAUCUUCCCAGAGGUGUACGUGUGCAGUAAGGGAGGGGCGGCGGCGGCGAGUGCCGCGCCCGCGAACACGCCCAGGGGGAUGUGGCGCAUGCAGGAUAGCCGCAGCCUGGAUGGCAUCAGCCAGCUGUACGUGCUCGGGGGGGCUCGGCCCAAGGAAGGGGGGCGGCCCGACGGGCGUCGUGCCACCAUAUCCAGCGCGCUAGAGCUGGAAGGAACCGUGACGCACGAGGGAGAGUUGACGCACUUUGUGGCCGAUGACCUCCUGCAGAAGAUCAAAUUGAGCUCGAGCAGAAACCUCGAUGAUGAGGCCGGUGGCGCCGUGUUGCGGGGCUUCCUCACGCAGCGCGACAUCCCCCCCGUGGACCCCGCCGUGCUCGCCGACCUAGAGGCCCAGGCCCGCGACCUGGCAUCCAAUGUGGACCGCAUGAUGAAGUCCCUCAACACCACCAUCCAGAACAUGACAGCACUUAGCGUGGGCUACAUACAGACGUAUCGUGAUUCGGUGGACAGUUUGGGAGAGUCUGUUGACCUCAGCAUCAAGGCCAUGUACACGCUGAUGGCGCGCACCGAGGAGCUGGACAAGGGCAUGCAGCCCGUGCACAGCCUAGCCAAGCAGAUCAAAGAUGUGAAGCGGCUGCUGGACCACCUGGAGAACCUGUGCAAGUGACGGAGGCGCCGAUCUCUCAGCAGCCUGCCCGUGUUCUUUCUCCCCUCCUGCGCCCCAGACGAUGGCCUACCCCGUUCUUUUAAAAAUACUUAUUCAUUCUGGUAAUAGCUGGAUUCAGUACGUCCAAAAGAAGCCUGGGUUUGUUUAGUUCAUGGCUUAUAUUUUUGGUUGGCAUUUUGAAUUUGUCGGUGACUUCAUCGAGUGUAGUGCUUUUGUUUAGUGUUUUCACCGAACGCAACAUUGUUCUGUUAAUGCAUUCGCGGUGGUCAGAUAUCAAUCAUUGGACUACACGGCUAUCCAUGUUUUUUACUGUUUUUGGGAUUGUCUGUAAAUUUAUUUUUCUAUCGGUGAACAUCGUACAUGUUUAUUAUCUUGCAAAUUAAAUUCUAACAUUGAUCGCGACCUGCAACAAAUCAGAGAUGAAGUGACAUCUUUCUCAACAGCAGAGGCCUCCGUGAAGGAGUUGUGGUUUAAAUCCUAAUUUACCCACAGCUGCAUUAUGCAAUUUGUAGAGGUCAUAAAUGCUACCAGGUGCGCUGAUCACCUUGCCCUGUUUGCCUCUUGUGUGUGUGCGUAAUGAUGCAGUGCAAUGCACACUGCGUAUGGGAUAUUAAUUGGUAAAUUUAUGGUCGUUGGAGUUUAAUGACUCUUGGGAGAGCCACUUUAUUCAAGUUUGGUGAGGAAUUGUACAUAAUGGGUAUGGACUAUUUUUUGUUUAUAUAUAUGCAAGGUCAUAUCUGUCAACAUGAGUGUGUUCUUCACUGUGCACCCCAUCUGGCCGUCGCUGCACCUGUGCAUGCAGCUAUGCUGCUCUCCAUGCUGGAUGGGUCGCACUGCGGUGUUUACCCUUGUCGUCUCUGGAAAUUGAUGCGCCAGGCCACUGCAGCACAGGCGAGUCGUGCCAGGCAAUGUUGGGAAUUGUAAUGUUACGCCCCAAAGCAGCCCACACCAGGCCCCUGUCCACAAUGCCAUCCCCAAAGGGUGCUCGGCACCUCGUGCGCCUGUCACACGAUCCGUCUUCCCUGCAGGCUAGUCUCGAAGCGAAGUAAUCUAACUCACAAAUUCCUGAGUUUUGCCUCCAUAUCCAACCAGAGAAAACGGCAAUGGCAAAUCGAGUCCCAGUGGAGCAGUUGAGUCAGAGAUGGCACAUUUAACUCAUCUUUAGUGCCUGCCUCGCCAGGAGAUGAGAGGGGAGUGCUCAAUCCCUGCCUAGGCAUGAGACUUGAGCCAAAGUAAAUCCCCUGCAUUGUGUUGUGCCUCAUGUCCAUGCACACCUGCGACAUCCGAUUUGCCAACACUGAGCUUCGCCUCAUGCACUUAAAUUUCACCAACGUCUGUAUUUAACGGGCCACUCAUGAGAUCUCAUGGCGUUAUUUUAUGACUGUUACCCGCGUUGACCAGCUGUUGCCGAGUGGUUGACCGUGAUGUCGCGAUGCGGCCUGCACAGCCCUUGCUUGUGGCGGCCGCGCUGCUGUCCGUCGGCCCCAACGGAGCUCAGUCUCGGGACGUGACGACGAGGAGGAGGCUCCUGCUUCCGAUGUUCGGCCCUCCAAUUGUUGCAGUGUCUCUGCAAUUUAGAUAGGAACCCCCUAGUGCCUGGAGAAACCCCUUGCAUAUGAGGGGCUAACACGAUAAAUGCCACAGCCACCUACUUGCUGUAUGGCUUCCUGGUGCCCUGCUUGUGGAUGCCUUGGCCCAGCUCAAGAGUCAUGGAUGACACGCAUGUGGAUGUUAAAUACAGGAAAAACUCAACACAAGAGCCUUAAUUGUAAUAUUGACUUUAUUUACGUUGGAUUACAUUUAUUUCCAAUAAUUAAAAAUGCACAAUCCCAGGUAAAGAAUAGUGUUUUUUUAAAGGUACUGUUGUGGACAAAGAAUACCAACUUGAAUUCAUGUAAAUCAAUGAAUGGCGCCACAAUUGCAAAGUGAAGUCGGCAAUUUCCUGCUCAAAUGAGCAUUGAGGGCAGUUCUCAUCUGCUUUCAGGCUCAAGCGAGUGGUGGAAAUUCCACAUGCGUGAGGGAUGAUGUUGAGCUGGUCACCAUCCAGAAUGUGAACCCGCAACCCUCCAGAUAGCAAGCCGGAGACAUCAUCGGUGGAGUUUGACUUCUAUAUUCGGGGGGAUGGGGGGGGUACAGGGGUUCGCAUUGUCCGUCACAUUAUGAAUUACAGUGAAUAUAAUUAAUUAAAAUUUCAUGUUCAUUCUAAACUAUUGAAAACUAAUCUUGACUUAAAGCUUCCGUGAUUGCGGGAAUUCAUAUUCUUUGGGUCUUUCAGUAAAGUCACGGAGAUGGGUUCAAAUUAAUACAAAUAAAAUUAACAAAAACCAUGACGUUUAUAUCACAACACAUCAUCAGGAGGAUAAAAGGGGGAAAGCUGCUGAGGCAGACUGUUUUACAGGUUUAAAAUUGGG
Petromyzon marinus (sea lamprey) is the source of this 5964-nucleotide messenger RNA. Its product is annotated as BLOC-1-related complex subunit 6-like. Gene Ontology annotation, cellular component: BORC complex. Lineage: Eukaryota; Metazoa; Chordata; Hyperoartia; Petromyzontiformes; Petromyzontidae. The record is from RefSeq and is a predicted model, not a curated record. Gene Ontology annotation, biological process: lysosome localization.